ACUCGCGCCAAAGUCAGUCAGUCAGUUGGCUAGUACAAGACAAGACGCGUCUCAAGUGUUGGCUCCGCAAAGCUUUAUCAUUAAUUGCAAAUUAGUUGAAAAUACAAUAUAUAUUUGUUGUUGCAUUUUUUGGAAUUUUCUAGCGCUGUUGUAAAUUUACAACAACACAAGUCAAACGCGGAAGUCAAGCAUAUUUCUCUUGUCGCAUUUCGCCGCGCGUUGUUGUCCGCGGUAUAUAAACCCAGUGUCGCUUUGCGGUUCGCUUUAAUUACAAUUUUUUCGCUGCACUUGCGGAAGUGCUUUGGUGUCUUACCAUAAAAUAAAUAAAAAAAAAAGAAUAAUAAAAUAAUUAAAGCAAAUAAAAAACAGCAAAAUGAAGUUAAGCCAAAUCAUCUCACUCUCGCUCAUACCCACGUUGUAUGUGCUGUUUGUGUUGUUAUUGGAAUUCGUGGAUGAUGCUGUGGCACAAAAUCCUGACCCACUUUUCCAGCUGCCCGUGCAGUUGGUGGGCUUUCCGGUUAUUGUGCUGUCCGUACGCUUAUCGCAAUUCGCUAAAAAGCUGGCCUACUCGCUGAAUCCAAAUACCUAUCGUACGCGCAGCAAACGUGAGGCCGCUACAUCAGCCGCUUACGAUGCUGAAUUGGCGCAAAAAGAGAUCUUACGUGAGUUCGGUCCACGCGCUUGCAUAUUGGAGGAACCUUGCCGGCUACAUGCUUCACGGCCAGGUCGUUUCGGUGUGCAACAGCAUCAAGCAUGGAAUGAAAUAUUGAGAAACUACCGAGUUCAAUCAACCGGCAUGAAACAAUGGUACCUGCUCUCACUCUUCAUUGGCGAUGCCGUGCGCGAUGUGCCACUGUGCCGGCACCUGGCCAAGCGGAUGCCAUGUCCAGGCGUUGGACCAUUGCCGCCACCACAGCCGCGUUAAGCGUGCGCACCUCCAGUGGCAAAGCAGUAACCAAAGUAAUGUCAAAACAACAGCGCACAGAGUUCUAUUUAGUACUCGCACCGUUGGGAUGUCGUCGUCAUCGUUGACUGCGCUUUGGUGUGACGGGCGUGCCACCAUAAACCUCGGUCAUGACACAAAAUACCUUAACUAGUACAUUGUACAUAUAUUUAUAUAUAUUUCUUUGCAUUACUUACUACCAUACGAAAGUCAGCGCAUAACGGUACAUCACAAACACACAAAUUACUUCACUCAUUCAUUGCAGCAUCAUGUGUGACAGACACAACUCUCUAGUGUUCUCUUUUUCAUUUUUUUUUGUGUUCUUUACUUUAUUUUACUUAUCCUUUCUACUUUUUAUUAUCUUUUUUCACAUUGAGCGCAUUUGUUUUGCAUGUUUGCCAAAGUUUUUAAUUUUCAUGCCAACGCAAUUGUCAUGACAAGCGUGUUGUACGCACACAACCAUACAUAUUUACUUAUAUCAGUGGAAGAAUUGCAGCAAUCAACAAAGCGUUGUAGCGUUGAUAGAACGAAAUGGAACGAAAAGCAAGCGACAACUUCAUAUACUUUUUUAUAUGUAUGUGUAUUUAUAUAUGUUUACAUUUAAAGUUCAGUUCAAACCCUGUAGGAAAUUGAUAUCGACACCAAAAAAAUGUCUAUAAAAUCGAAUCUAUGAAAUACACACCAUUUAAUUCGAACAGUUCGGGGUAAAGACUUUGACCGAAUAUAAAUCUGAUACCAGAGUUGAAUCGCCUGUCUAUCAGAUGGAAGGAAUGCCAAUACUAAUACGUAUCAGCACUAAUUCCUAUUAUUUCAAAUUAAAAUCAUUGUAAUAUUCCAAGUCUCACUUUAAUUUGAACCACUCGAACCACCAACUUUGAUAGCAUUUUCACACAGGAGCUAAUUGAUCAAUUAACCGGCCUCUGCUCGAUUAAAACGCUGAUUAAGAUCGAUUUAUCAUACAAAAUAAAAAUCUACAUUAACCCUUAAUUGAAUUUUAAUCAACUUGAAAAUGAAAUGCAACCCUGCGACUUAGGCCGUAUUUGUAAUUAUAUAUACGUUCUUUGUCAGCGAGUUGUUGUUCACGCUAAACGGUAGAUGUCGCUGCUAAAAUAUCAAUCAGCUGAUGAAACUUACCAACUUCUUAUGAAAAGCAAAAAAAAAAAAAAGUGUAACAGCUG
This is a messenger RNA of Zeugodacus cucurbitae (melon fly), 2121 nucleotides long. Its product is annotated as Na(+)/H(+) exchange regulatory cofactor NHE-RF1. The coding region runs from base 374 to 925 and encodes 183 amino acids. The transcript is spliced from 3 exons. The record is from RefSeq and is a predicted model, not a curated record. Lineage: Eukaryota; Metazoa; Arthropoda; Insecta; Diptera; Tephritidae.